Messenger RNA from Papaver somniferum (opium poppy), 1879 nucleotides. RefSeq names its product lipase 3-like. Lineage: Eukaryota; Viridiplantae; Streptophyta; Magnoliopsida; Ranunculales; Papaveraceae. The transcript is spliced from 4 exons. Bases 639 to 1646 code for a protein of 335 amino acids. The record is from RefSeq and is a predicted model, not a curated record.
UUUGGAUUGGUGGGGUGGCUUAAGCCCGUGUCUUAGGUAUGAAUUUUCUUAGCCAAGCUUAAUACCAAGGUGAAAUUGUGAUUUUUUCUAACGCAAACGCAUAUCUUGGCUAUACUAGUGCAAUUCCCUUAUAGAUAAGUUAUGGAUCUGUUAGCAAAACUCCAAAUUGAGUUGAUUUACCAAUUCAGACAACCAAAAACAUACCCAUGCCAGUUGCAGGGAUAAACAUGCCAAACAAAUACAGCACAUCUAGUUUUUCUUUGUACCACACAAUUAUUUGUAUAUGCUGGCAAGAUUGCACUAAUAUGAUGAUCAUCAGUUUUAUGAUCAGUGGUCAAGAUUAUACGAUACUAAAAUAUACCAAACAUCGAACGGAUUUGGGUUAUUGGUGUAACAAUAAUGGUGUAACCAUUGUCAUAACGCUCACGAGUUUAUAGGGCAGAUUCCCAUUCCAAAACAAAACAAAACAGAAAACACAAGUCUUCUCUAUAUCGACCACCUUAACCGGAUCUUCCAAGACUGAUUACGUUAUUCCCCAUACAAUAUUCCUCCAACUCCCAAUUAUUUCUCUCUCAAAUACUCUGUUUUCUUCUGUGUUUCUUCUGUAUUUCCUCAGUUUCUCUCGCAAAACUCAUUCAAUGGCAUCGAUAAUUGAUAUAAUUAGACUUCCACAACUGAUACUCUUCUUCUACUUAUCAAUUCUUGCAUCAAUUUUCAGAAAACUACUGUCUUUCUUCCUUCCAAAUAAAUCAUGUUUAAGUUUUACAUAUCUUAGUGAUUUCGCAUUAUCGCUGUACUUCAAAUUCUAUUGUGGUCUCCAAUGUUGUACCAUAAAGCUUGAUGAUAAUCAAACUAUUCUGCACUUCUGGAUUCCUAAGCGACACGAACUGAAGAAACCUUCUCUUUUGUUGAUUCAUGGUUUUGGUGGGAAUACAAAGUGGCAAUACUAUCCACAGGCAGGAUCACUCCAUCAAGAAUUCAAUCUAUACGUACCGGAUUUGAUAUUUUUCGGGGACUCGUUUACCGGAAAACCAGACAGGACCGAUGUAUUUCAAGCGGAAUGUAUUGGAGAAGGAAUGAAGAAACUAGGUGUGGAUAAUUAUUCGGUAUUUGGUAUCAGUUAUGGAGGUUACGCAGCGUAUCGGAUGGCCGAUAUUUUUCAUGAAGAGAUUGAUAAGUUGAUGAUCAUGAGUAGUGGAAUAUGUUUCAAGAAAGAUGAAAUGGUCGAAGAAAUGAAGAAAUUGGGGAACAAAGAUGUUGCGGAUAUAUUAGUACCAGAGAAACCAGAGGAUUUGAGGGUUUUGAUUAAUCAUGCUAUGUUUAAACCUCCUGUUUGGGUGCCUGAUUUCUUACUACAGGAUUUCAUCAAUGUUAUGUACAUGAAUCAUAGAAAUGAAAAAAUGGAGAUGCUACACAACUUGAUCCAUAAAGAAUCUGAUUCGAACUCUCUUCCUGUUCUAAAUCAGGAAACGAUGAUACUAUGGGGAGACAAGGACAAAGUUUUCCCAUUACAUCUAGCUUUUGAAUUGGAAAGGCACUUAGGUGAGAAAUCAAGGGUGGAAAUUAUCAAGGAUGCAGGACAUGGAGCAAAUUUAGAAUCACCUUACCUUGUAAAUCAUUUAAUCAGAUCAUUCCUUCUGAAAUAGUGCAUAGCUAGAAGAUUUGAUAUAUAUAUAUAUAUAUAUACAUAUGUAUGUAUGUAUAGCUUUAAGUAGUAGUUUAGGUCACCAAAACUAGGGGGCAUGCGGCCUAGUGGAAAAAAGGCCUAGCCAGAUCCGGAUCCUGUGUGGUUGCACACUUUGCUCUGCCUCAGGCGCUGCCCUACCCAGAAGUAAUUCAUAAAUAAUCACAUUUUCAAUGUAUGUGGUGUUUGUUUGUA